This is a messenger RNA of Lasiosphaeria miniovina, 666 nucleotides long. RefSeq lists its product as uncharacterized. Lineage: Eukaryota; Fungi; Ascomycota; Sordariomycetes; Sordariales; Lasiosphaeriaceae. Bases 1 to 438 code for a protein of 145 amino acids. The record is from RefSeq and is a predicted model, not a curated record. The transcript is spliced from 3 exons.
AUGGGUAAAUUGGACGUCUGGGACGGCCGCUGCGAGCUCUUGACUCGCUCUCACAAGUUCAACGACAAGGAUCACGCCGGCCUAGCCGACGGUACAGUUCUCCCGCAGGAGAAUGUGCCAAAGUUCUUUGCCAAGAACGGGUUUGCCGAUGUCGACCCUAAGAAGACCAAGAAGAACGGCGGAGGAAAGGGCAACUGGGGCAACGCUGGUGAGGAGGUGAUUGACGAACCGUUCAACUUCACCAACUCGCGCCGCCGCUCCAACAGCAGCGGCUUCUCAACCCACCCCGAGAACCUGCGCACCAAGUUCGAGUUCAACGAGCCCGAGCCCGUCUUUGAGGAGUCGCUUCACGGCCCCGAGGGCGACGACGAGCUCAAGACGGAGAGCUCGUCGAGUGGCGCCAGCGUCGACGGCGAGAAGGGGGUCAAGGAUAUGUAAGCGAUGUAGCGGAUAUCUAUAUGCGAGGCAGUCACCCGCAUGCACGCUGCUGCUGCGGCGGGACUCCAUUAUCUUGGCGGAGGGUUAUUUCUGGCUGGGCGAUCUGGCCGGGACAUCUUCUAUCUGGCUGCCUCUAGGCCUGGGGAUUGUGCUUUGCUUUUCAAUAGUAAUUGCGUCGCGGUUAGCACGCCGCCUGUACAGUAGUUAAUUUACGAUUUAAUUGCCUGA